AUGCAGCCCAAUUUUGCCCGGGGCUUUCCCCCGACCGCCCAACGGUCUCCAGCCACACCCCGUCGCGUACCAGGACCAGGUCAAAUGCCUGUCCCAAUGCCCCAGCACCCUAUUCCUGCCCAGUACAUGCCCGUUCAGCGCCCGAUGCAGCCAGCUCCGGAGCCCCCUCGCCGCGCCCUUAAACCUACCGACAAGAAUAUUCCCGACGACAUCGAAGAUGCUGUCAUCGGCGAAGGUGUUCAGCAAUACAAGAGCCUUCGCGAGCUGGAGAAGCGACUUGAUGCUUCCGUCGUGCGGAAAAGAUUGGACAUUCAAGACUCGAUUAGCAAGACCGUGAAGAAAUAUCGGACCAUACGCAUUUGGAUCACCAACACUGUUGAAAACCAGCCAUGGCAGGGUGCCGGCAACAACCCAGGCUCGGGUCGGUAUAAGGUGCGCAUUGAAGGGCGACUGCUGGAUGAUAACAACGAUCUUUCUGAGUCUGUGGAUGAAAACCAGCGCGACGCAGCUGGAGAUGAUGCCAUGGAUCAGGACAAGAGCGAAGAUGAUAAGAGCAAGGAAUCCGAUUCCAAGAAAACGUCUCAGCGUUUCUCGCACUUCUUCCAGACUAUUUCGGUUGAUUUUGAUAAGCCUGCCAAUGCUAUCCCGGAUGAAGUCAAGCCGGUCAAUUGGUCCAAACCGCAGCUACCUCCCAAUGCGACGUCAGCACCGCCAAAUGCCGAAUUUGAUAGCAUUGAGUUCGCGCGAGCCUCGCAGGAAAAUCUGAAUGUUACUAUCAGUUUGGUACGGGAUGAGACUCCUGAGCGAUUCAAGCUGAGCAGGGAGCUAGCUGAAGUGCUUGACGUUGAAGAAGAGACCCGGAGCGGCAUUGUGCUUGGAAUCUGGGACUAUAUUCGUGCUAUGGGCCUGCAAGAAGAUGGCGAGAAGCGCACAGUGCGCUGCGACCAGCGUCUGUACUCGAUCUUCGGUCGCGAGCAGAUGUUCUUCCCGCAGAUUCCUGAGAUGAUCGCGCCCCACACUAGCCCUAUUGAUCCUAUUAAGCUUCCAUACACUAUCCGUGUCGAUGAAGAUUUCCACAAAGACCCAACACCAACCAUCUACGAUAUCCAGGUCGCCGUUGAAGAUCCCCUGCGCGCAAAGAUGAUGACUCUCAUCCAGAACCCACAAUACACCUCUGUCAUGCGCCAGAUCUCCACAUUGGACGACCAGGUCGCCCUCAUCGUUCAGGCGCUCACUAACUCUCGUGCGCGCCACGCCUUUUUCACGGCCCUGAGCAAGGACCCGGCCAACUUCGUGAAGCGCUGGGUCAACUCCCAGCGCCGUGACCUCGAGAGUAUUCUCGGCGAUAUCAACUCUGGCGGUGACGCCAGUGGGCCUGAGUUCCGUCGUGGUGGUGAGAACAGUGUUUGGAAUUCUGCCGUAGCAAAUGAAGCCGUCCGGUAUAUGCUGGCCAAACCCGAUGCUGCAGGUGCUCGGUAG
Penicillium odoratum is the source of this 1479-nucleotide messenger RNA. RefSeq names its product SWIB/MDM2 domain-containing protein. The transcript is spliced from 3 exons. Gene Ontology annotation, cellular component: SWI/SNF complex; nucleus. Lineage: Eukaryota; Fungi; Ascomycota; Eurotiomycetes; Eurotiales; Aspergillaceae. The record is from RefSeq and is a predicted model, not a curated record. The coding region runs from base 1 to 1479 and encodes 492 amino acids. Gene Ontology annotation, biological process: regulation of transcription by RNA polymerase II.